AUAUGUAGUGGGCUUUUGCAAUUGAAUAUUUACAUGGCUACCUCAACACAAUCACCCCUGGCCAGUUCUGUGGAGAAGACAAAUGGAGCCAAGCUCAGCAGGCUUCUAAUCGACGGCGGAACAACAGUUCUCAGGAGGAUUUUUGAUGGCUACUACCCUUCUGCUAAGUUGACUGCUGGACUCAAUGCCCAUUACUCGAAUUUGGACAAACUCCGUAGUAAACGAAUCCUUAGACCUAAACAGUGGGACAAACUGUUUCCACCUGGUGGAGUCGCUCCAGACUCCAACACUUUUGACAUCACUCUCCUGUAUCUUCUUCUGACCACAAUUUGUGGGCUGACCCCUCCUCUCACAGGAUGGCACAUGGAACCAUCCCCUAGUGAUACUUCUUAUGAGGCUAACCUUGCACGGGUAAAGUUCUAUCGCAAUGAAUUGUAUGGUCACGUCACAACCACUGGUGUAGAUACAUCAACGUUCUUUGCUCUGUUCACUGAAAUUAGUGGUGUUCUUGUAAGUCUUGGCCUUGAUAAAGCAGAAGUAGAGAGGUUAGAGGCAGAGAAAUGUGGGGAGCAAGAUCAUGUUAACUUGAUUAUUGAGUGGGUUGACAGUGAAGAGGAUAUGAAGUCACGGUUGAAAACCGUGCAUCAGUCUCAGACCAAAACGCAGCAGACCGUGGAAAAAGUUGCAGAUGGUAUCCUAGAAUUAAAAGAAACAGUCGAAAGUCUAAGAGACAGAGACAAUGGCAGGGAUGACGAAGUCCUUAGAAACCUCGUUGAUUCAGAUUUUAGUAACGACAUUGAGAAUUUAUUGGAACGAUUUCAAGUAGGCACCCGUGAAUGGGUCUUUGACAAAGUUCAAAACUGGCUGGAUGACAAAAGUUCUCAACAUCGGGUGAUGGUGAUCAGUGGAAAUGCCGGGAUGGGAAAAUCGAUCAUCGCAGCUGUAAUUUGCAAACGGAUGCAGGUGGCGGAUAGACUGUUAGGAAGCCACUUUUGUCAGUAUAAUCAUGUACGCCGCCGUAAGCCUCAGCUGAUGCUUCAGUCAUUGGCCGUUCACUUUUCUAACGCCCUACCGAAGUACAAGGAAGCUCUUUGUAACAAGCUAUCACGAAAUCUUGGCACAGAUCUCAACAACAUGGGUGUGGAGGAAUUGUUUACCUUGCUUUUUAAGGAAACUCUUAGUGCUGUAAGUGCUCCAGGAAGCAACAUGCUCAUGGUGAUAGAUGGCGUGGAUGAAAGCGAAUAUCACGGUCGAAAUGAGCUUCUUGAUGUGAUUGCAAAUCAGUUUUGCAAGCUUUCUGUUUGGGUUCGUUUCGUUGUCACAACACGUCCUUCCUUAAACAUUGUGGAAAAACUAAAAAAAUUGAAUCCGAUUGAGUUAAAAUCUGAAGACGAAAAAAAUUUAGAAGAUAUCAGGGUAUUUUUUCGAAAGAAGCUGCAGCAUGCGAUCAACCCAGAAAUUGCAGACGAGUUUGUGGAAAGACUAGUUUCGAAAUCAGAAGGACUCAUGCUUUAUGCUCACUUCCUCGUAUUGUCCCUGGUCGCUAAAAAUAGCUCAGUUCUCAACGAAGAAGACCUAGAUAGCAGCUUGCCAUCAGAAAUUUCGUCAUUCUAUUUUGACUACUUCAAACGAUUGGAAAACGAACUUAAAGAUAAACUUGACAUAGGAGAAGAACAUUUCCUGAAUUUGCUAUCUGCCAUAACUGCGUCAAGGGAGCCCCUACCAGUAGGGUUUGUCUCUAAAUUAUUGGUACCAGGUACUAAUUCAACGCUUGCAAAGCGUAAAGUACUUAGAGCGUUGGACAGUGUUUCUGCUCUUCUCCCCAUCCGUGGCGAUUGUCUUCACGUCGUUCACAAGUCCGUCAAGGACUGGUUAACGGAUGCCUCUUGUUAUGGGAGGCAUGAAUUUCUCAUGGACGAGAACGAAGGUCACCGUAUAUUAGCAGACCUCUGUACUAGAGAACUUGAUCUCUUGAAACAGAAAGGCGUAGAUAAAGUACAAUUUCGCGCCACUGAGAAGUAUGCACUUCAUCAUGGUGUGCGUCACAUGUUACACCCAGGAGUCAAGGGACGGUCACAUAACCUGGAGGAAUUGAUAAAGGCCUACACGAUAGAUUUAGAAACAGUGUAUGCCAGGACCUGUGUAAACAGCACAGCAGCCUCUGAAGAUCUUCUGUGGCUUAAAAAGCAGGGGGUGUCUUCAAAGUUAUCCAAAGAUAGCCAAAGUGUCUUGGAAACGCUGUUGUUUCUGUUAAGAAAACACCACCUAAUGUUGACACGUCAUCCUCGAAUGUUUCUUCAAACCAUACUGAGCGAAGGUGGAAAAGUAUUGUCUGUUGAGUCAGCGAAUCUUUUGCGGAACAAGUACCCUGAAAUUCCAUAUAUGGAGAAUGUUCACGAGGAGAUGCAACAGGGGGGUGUUGUAGCACGAUUUGAAUGUUCAUCUUUUGUGGAUUGUUUGGACGUCUCAAAGAAUUUGGAUUACAUGGUGUGCGAAUGUGCAAAUGGAAAGCUUCAGCUGUGGUCACUCGAUACUGGCAAGCUAAAAUGGACACGUCCAGUAGUAGUAAAAAAGAGACUCAAAGAGGACGAUGUCUCUAUCAAAUAUUCUAGAAGCUUGCCUUCCACAGAUGUCUCUUUGUUUUUUCGUUCAGUUGUUUUCCAUCCCACGAAACAAAUUGUUCUACCAGGGGUUCUAAGCCAGGCGUACACUGUGGAUGGAGAUUUGAAACCGCUGUUUCCCAAGAGUAACUGUAAAUUCUCAGUUUGUUCUGUCUCCGGAGACAAAACAAAGAUACUAACUAAUUGUCUUGAAGAUUCUAAAUGCCUUGUCCUGUGGAAUUUGGAAAAUGGCUCAGAGAUUGACUUCAUCCUUAGCGAUGAAGACAUUUUAUCUUUUGCAUGGUCUCCAGGUGGAAGGCUGGUUGCAAUGUCUCAUUCAUCGGGAUUAAUUUGUUUGAUUGAUGCGACGAAUGGCGUUAGAAAACUGGCUCAAAUAGAUACCCGACAUGUAUUUGGAAUGUUGAAAUUUUCACGUAAUCUCAAAUUUCUUUUUUGUUUGCAUUUGGCACAACCUGCUGUAGGAUACAACAACACUGAGCGACGAUUGUCUCUUAAGGUUUUUGAAGAGUCUCACGACACCUUUUCUUUGAAAGUUUCCUCUGAUGAUGACCUUCCUGAGUUUGAAACACAGGAAGAUUUUAACGAUAGUGGUUUCCUGUUUGGAGAUCCUUUUGGCUCAGCCCUCACUAAUGAGAGGAUGGUUUUUGCUCUUGAUGGACAACGUCAGUUACGAUGCUCUUGGUCAAAAAUAGAAAUGGUCGAUACCUCAAAAGUAAACAACAAUGGUCAAGGCAAAGCCACUGUAGCUACUGGGAUAGCACUCAGUUUGGAUGGCCGGACUGUGUACGUUUCAAGUUACACAACAGUGGCUGCUUGGGAAGUUUUUACUGGGGAGCCUAAACGUGAAAUAUUCGGCGUUGUUACCGAAGGAUGGAGGUCUCCUUUGUGUCCUGUGAGAGAAGGUGUUUUAGUUUCUUCGGGACGAAGCAGCGUUGACCUGUGGGAUAAUGAGCUGUCUGACCGUAUCGAUACGUGGACUAACCUGCCAGGAGACACACAAAUGAUUCCGAUGUCAGAAGAACGAGUAGCAUUCGUAAGGGAGUACGAAUUGAAAGUCCUUGAUACACGCAACAGAGAAUUCGUGUCAACAAAUCAAUUUUGCCACAGAAUAGUCGCAUGCAACAGUAAAUGUCAGCUGUUAACCAUCGGUGCCUCUGACUUACUUCAGUUGUUGGAUGGCAAUAACGUUCUUUGGAAAAGGGAUGGCAUUAUCCCGAUGUUUGAUCACAGAAGCGCAGUGUUCUCCCCAUUGGAUCAGUUUCUUGUCGUUAAGACCCAGUUUGCGCAAGCGUUAGUCUUGGAUGGCGAAACAGGACAGACGCUCCGACGUAAUUUACCUUCAUUUCAUGAAUGUAAGUUUGUAGGUCCCACGGAGUGUGUUUUUUCUGAUGUUGAUUUGCGUGUUCAACUUUAUAACAUCGAGACUGGUGAGCUCCUAAGUGUAAUUCAUGUGGGAAGUUUAGCGACCUGUUUGGCAGCCUCUGCCUCCAACCGUCUCUUCGCUAUCGGCCUGGAGAACUCCACACCUAAUUUCAAGGUCAUCAAGGUGCAUUUAGCGAGGGUGGAAGACGGUAGAAACAGGUAA
Messenger RNA from Porites evermanni, 4206 nucleotides. The record is from the annotation of a GenBank genome assembly. NCBI's taxonomy places the organism in Eukaryota, Metazoa, Cnidaria, Anthozoa, Scleractinia, Poritidae.